AUGAGCAAUAGCACAAACAGCGAGAUCUUGAUUGCCGGCGCGGCAGCCGCCUUCACAGUCGACCUGCUUGUCUACCCGUUAGAUACGAUCAAGACACGAAUCCAGAGUCAAGACUACAUCAAUGCCUUUGCUUCGUCAUCCUCGUCGGCUGCCGCAGGUAGCAAACGGGCUCCAGCCUAUGCCUUGCGCGGCCUAUACCAGGGCGUGGGCAGCGUCAUAGUAGCUACCCUGCCCGCAGCGGGCAUCUUCUUCACCGUGUACGAGGCGUCCAAGACCCUACUCUCCGCUUCCCUGCCUUCCAUCAUCCCCCAGUCCCUCGUCCACUCGCUCGCCUCGGGCACGGCCGAGCUGUCCUCCUGUCUCGUCCUCACCCCGGCAGAGGUCAUCAAGCAGAACGCGCAGAUGAUACGCCGGCAGCAAGGAUCGUCCUCGGCCUCGGCUAGCGGGAGCACCUCCCUGCAGGCCCUGAGCAUGAUCCGCGACGCGCCGGGGGGCGCGGCGCGGCGCUUGUGGGCCGGGUACACGGCGCUCGCGGCGCGCAACCUGCCGUUCACGGCGCUGCAGUUCCCCAUGUUUGAAGCCCUGCGCGCGCGGAUCUGGGAGCGGCGGCGAAGCCGCGCCGGUGAUCGAGCCUGGAUGGAGGCUCGCAAGGGCGGCGUGGACAAGGGCCAGGGGAUCUUGGAGACGGGCGUUGUCACGAUGGUGAGCGCGGGGUUGUCUGGCUCGGUCGCGGCGGUGCUGACGACGCCAACGGACGUGGUCAAGACGAGGAUGAUGUUGCUUGCCGGGGAUGCGAAAGAUAAACAGGACGAAGGGAAGCCGACCGCCGCGAGUGAGGUGGACAAGGAUGCCAAGAGCGGCAAGAAGAUGGGUGGCUGGCAGGUUGCGAAGCAGGUGUACGCCGAGAGAGGAGUCCGGGGGCUGUUCCGCGGCGGAGUGCUCCGGGCGGGCUGGACGGCUGUAGGCAGUGGGCUUUACCUCGGGACGUACGAGAUGGCCAAGGUUUGGCUCAAGGAUGGCAAGGACUUGGAUGGUGAUGGUGGCAUCUGA
This is a messenger RNA of Thyridium curvatum, 1050 nucleotides long. RefSeq lists its product as uncharacterized. The transcript is spliced from 3 exons. Gene Ontology annotation, molecular function: S-adenosyl-L-methionine transmembrane transporter activity. NCBI's taxonomy places the organism in Eukaryota, Fungi, Ascomycota, Sordariomycetes, Thyridiales, Thyridiaceae. Gene Ontology annotation, cellular component: mitochondrial inner membrane. Bases 1 to 1050 code for a protein of 349 amino acids. The record is from RefSeq and is a predicted model, not a curated record.